AUCAGGAUAUCUAAUUUUCGGGUUUUUUUGGUUGAUUUUUAUCAUUUCAAGAGUGGAAAUCUUGAUACCUGCCGUCUUGGUUUCCAUGAGAAAUGGUUUAAAGUUCAAAGCUUUUGACAGAGUCAAGGAGUGGAGUCUUUCUAGUCCCGAGUCAAUUCGGGAAAUGAGUAGGAUACUUCCUCACCUCCUCGAUCGGACUCUUCGGCCGUGUAGUGAGUAUGAAGGGAUUUCCCAAAUGCACAGACCUCGGCCUGCUUGUCCAAGUCUCCCCUUCUCCAGUUCCCGAGUCAACUGCCGUGUUAAACUGAGAAACUCCAUAUUUAUAUUAUAUUAUAUUGUGAAGGCAGCAGGAGCUACCAACACAAAUAAUUAUCCGAACACGUUGUUUGUUUUAUCGAUCCAUAGAGUAAUAGGUUGUUGCUGGUGAAUUGGGAUAUGGCUUCUGUCUCCGCCCUCUUUGUUUUCUUUCUUCUCUCUUACCUCGUGUUGCUUCUUUCGGCCCAACCAGAAGAAACAUACAGUUCCCAUAACUGUCAUCCCUUUCGUUGUGGAGAUCUGGACAGGAUCGGCUUCCCAUUCGCCAAUACCACGCACCCAAAAUGUGGUGUUGGCAUCGUAAGUUGUAACAACGAAACUGAGACGAUUCAACUGGCCGUGACCGAUGAAAGACAGUACGAAGUUAUAAACAUCAGUUGGAUUCCUGACCAGCCUAAUGCUGCUUAUGUCCUGGGUAUUCGGGACCAGGAGCCUUGGGAGAACUGGGAUUCCGUUAGAUGCGAAUCCAUAAAGAAUUUGAGUACUAAAUAUAUCCCCAAAUCUCCAUCCAUCUCUUUUGAAAUCAUCUCACCCAAUCGGAACUUUGUCAGAUGCGACAGACCUGUCCCUGAUUUGCCUGAUUUGGGGCUGAUAGAAUUGAAGAGUAUUAAGUGCAGAGACAAUUAUCAUGUCUACCACCAUACAAAUCGAAGCGAAGAUAUUCAUAUUCCUUAUGGAUGUUCCAUUAUUCAGCUCCCAAUAAAGCCGGGGCCAAGUGACGGUGAAACGUACAUAACCGGUGAGUUCGAACUUCGGGUGAGUGUGCGUGAUGAUUGUUCCGAGUGCUAUGAGAGAGAAGGUCAAUGCCAGAUUCACCUCAAGAGUAAAGUUAUUUGUGCAAAGGAAGGGAAGAGUACUAAAGUGUGGGCGAUAGCCUUGGGGGGUGUUGGAUGCUCUGCGAUUGUCAUUAUCAUUAUUUGGUUGGGUUUUCGUAUGUGGCGUUCUUACAAGAAAAAAAAUGCUUCCACAAACUUUUUGGGGAGGAAUACUAAUGCUGUUCAAUCCUCAAGAUCAGACGUGGAAGGGGGAAGUGUCUACUUUGGAGUGCAUCUUUUCCCAUACAGCGAACUUCAAGAAGCAACCAAUAACUUUGAUGAUGAAAAAGAACUCGGAGAUGGUGGAUUUGGGACUGUAUAUUAUGGGAAACUCCAUGAUGGGCGGGAAGUUGCAGUCAAGCGCCUAUACGAGCGCAACUGCAGACAAGUACAACAGUUUAUCAAUGAAGUUGAAAUUCUCACGCGCAUGCGCCACAAAAAUCUAGUGUCCCUUUAUGGGUGUACUUCACGCCGCAGCCGUGAACUUCUUCUCGUGUAUGAAUACAUUCCCAAUGGUACUGUUGCAGAUCAUAUUCAUGGAGAACGAGCAACAGCUGGUUCACUCCCAUGGCCUACGCGUAUGAGCAUCGCCAUUGAAACAGCUAGUGCAUUGGCUUACCUCCAUGCUUCUGAGAUCAUACAUCGUGAUGUGAAAACCAAUAAUAUUCUCCUUGACAACAACUUUUGCGUCAAAGUUGCAGAUUUUGGGCUUUCUCGACUCUUCCCCAAUGAUGUCUCCCAUGUCUCGACAGGACCUCAAGGGACUCCAGGCUAUGUUGACCCCGAAUAUUAUCAGUGUUACCAGCUUACGAAAAAGAGUGAUGUCUACAGUUUUGGGGUUGUCCUCCUUGAGCUCAUAUCAUCUCUCCCGGCUGUUGAUAUAACUAGGCAUCGGCAUGAAAUAAACUUGGCUAACUUGGCUGUAAACAAGAUUGAACAGCGCGCAUUCCAUGAGUUGAUCGACCCACAUCUUGGCUUUCAGUCAGACGACGAAGUUAAAAGGAUGACCAUUUCAGUUGCAAGCUUGGCUUUCCAAUGUAUUCAAGAGGGCAAGGAACUGAGGCCUUCCAUGGAGGAGGUUUGGGAAGCAUUAAAGGGUAUUCAAAGUGGUAAGGAUGCUGGAACUUUAAAUGUACACCCACCAACUUCACCGGAUUGUGAUGAGGUUGGAUUAUUGAAGAAAAAACAUGAGCUGCCACCUUCACCAAGUGCUGUGACUGAUAACUGGACUAGUAGUACUAGAUCUUCUACACCCAAUAUCAGUGGUUAAAUUUCUUCUCCAUUCUGCUAAGUUAAUUUUUCAAGUAGAUGAUAAGAUAAUGAGUCAUGUUGAUUAUAUUAAUAUAUUAAUGUAACAAAUUUUAAAUGAUUUUAUUUA
This is a messenger RNA of Juglans regia (Persian walnut), 2508 nucleotides long. RefSeq names its product LEAF RUST 10 DISEASE-RESISTANCE LOCUS RECEPTOR-LIKE PROTEIN KINASE-like 1.2. NCBI's taxonomy places the organism in Eukaryota, Viridiplantae, Streptophyta, Magnoliopsida, Fagales, Juglandaceae. Gene Ontology annotation, biological process: protein phosphorylation. The transcript is spliced from 4 exons. Gene Ontology annotation, molecular function: ATP binding; protein kinase activity; polysaccharide binding. The coding region runs from base 436 to 2400 and encodes 654 amino acids. The record is from RefSeq and is a predicted model, not a curated record.